GCGGGGCGGACGGCGCGGCCGCGAUGAGGCGCCGGUUCUGAACCAUUACUCGCUCCUUCGAAGCCAUGGAAAAAGGAAAACCGUUUAAACUCUUCGUGCCGCCACGUUUGAGCGGCGGUCAGGUGUCUGCAGUCAAACCCCAGACCAGCGCUCGGGCCGCAGAGCCGUGCCAGGGUUUUAACAAAUGUCCAGGUGAUGAUUUUAAUUUACCUUUUGUAAUGACAACUGCGGCAAGCCAUGGUGAAAUCACUGAUGCAGAUUCAAUUUCACAGCAAACAAAACUUUGCCCUGAGGUGGAUGAAGAGAAUCUGGAAACAAUGAAUGAAUUGUAUUCAAAACUCUACAAAGAGGCUGAGAAGAUCAAGCGAUGGAAACUGGCUGUAGAAUCAGAACUAAAGCAGAAGGAAAGAAAAUUUCAAGAAAAUAGAAAGAUUAUUGAAGCACAGCGUAAAGCCAUUCAAGAAUUGCAGUUUGAAAAUGAAAAGCUAAGUUUGAAGCUGGAAGAUGAGAUAUGUGAAAAUAAAGAUCUUUUAAAAGAAAACAGUGCCUCAAGACACCUGUGUAACCUGCUCAAAGAAACCUGUAGUCACUUCACAGAGAAGUCCACCAAAUAUGAACAUGAAAGAGAAGAAACAAGACAACUAUAUGAGGAACUUAAUAACAACAUUGAAAGAAUGAUAGUGGCAUUUGAAGAGCUUCGUGUGCAAGCAGAGAACACCAGACUGGAAAUGUGUUUCAAAUUAAAAGAAGCAGAAGAAAAAAUGGACAACUUUGAAAGAGAAAGCAAGCUAGAAGUCAGUAUGAAGGAAAAGCAGAUUUCAGAUCUUACUGCAAGGUGUAAUGAAAAAGACGAUGUAAUAAGAGACAUCAAGACUCACCUGCAGGAAUCAAAAAAUAAGAUUGCGGACUUAGAAGAAGCAAAAAGGCAUGAAGGGGAAAUGUUAAAGGAAUCUCAGCUCAAUCAAGAAUAUUUAAAGGCAGAACUGGAAGAAGCUAAAAAUUCAUUGCGAAAAACAGAGGCUACUCAAGAGAGCUUAGAAACUGAACUGCAAAGUACAGUGAAAGCAUUAAUUCAGGUCACUCAGGAGAAAGAAACACAGAUGGAAGAAUGUAAAGAAGCAAAGGCUCUGCAUGCAUCCAUGUUAGAGGAGUUUGAGGCUUCUACUUACAAUUUGAAAAGUUUGCUGCAAGAAGAGCAGAAUAGAUUGAAGAAAUACAAAGAUGAGUCAAAACUCCUUACGUUGGAGCUCACAAAUAAGUCUGCUGAGCUUGAAGAGAUGACUAAACUAAAACACGAGAAAGAAAUGCAACUUGAAGAGCUGUCUGAAGCACUGAAAGAAUUGCAUGAUCUGACAGUACAGCUGACUUGUUCAGUUGAAAAGGAACAAAAUUAUUUGAAACAACUCACAUCACUGAAUGCAGAUCUCGAACGAGAGGCACAAAAGAAUGAGCAACUAACAGUGACUAUCAAUACGCUGUUAUUAGAGAAAGAACAAAUGGCACAAGAGAAAAGUAAUAUGGCUACAGAACUCAAGAAACUGCAGGAAAGUCAUGAGGAUCAAAGGGAAAAAGAAGAAAACAUAAAGCAGUUAGUAGAACACCUGGAAGAAGCAAAUGGUCAGCUGAGAAAUGAACUGGAGUCUUUGAGAGAGAAGAUGGCAAAGAAAGGUGAAGAAGUUAAAAGCAAACUGGAUGAAAGUGAAGAAAAUACUAAGAGUAUUGAAAAUGAAAUUCUGAAAAAGGAAAGACAGUUGAAGAUGCUAGAAAAUAAGUUGAACACCAUGAAGAAACAGGUGGAAAACAAAACAAAGUGCAUUGAAGAGUUACAGCAGGAGAAUAAGGCACUGAAAAAGAAAAUGACUGCAGAAAGCAAGAAAACAAGUAGUUAUGAAGGGAAGGUGAACAAGCUACAGUUAGAGAUGGAAAAUAUGAACAAGCAACAUAAAGCAAGAGUUGACAUUUAUGAAAAGGAAAUUGAAGCAAAAGGAGUAACUGAAAAUAACUUACUUGAAGAGGUAGAAAAAAUGAGGUUACUUGCUGAUGAAGCAACAAUAGCACAGAGAGAAGCUGAUAUCCGAUGUCAACACAAGAUAACUGAAAUGAUGGCACUUAUGGAAAAGCACAAGCAUGAAUAUGAUAAAAUGGUUGAAGAAAAAGAUACAGAGUUAAAACUAUAUAAGAUAAAAGAGCAAGAGCAGGCAUCAUUGAAAAGAGCUUUGGAAACUGAACUAUCAUGUUUGAAAAGUGAGCUGUCAUCCCUUAAGGAACAGCUUAAGGCAGAAAUUGAAAACAAGAAGAAUCUUGCAAAAGACCUCUCCAAAAAUAGAGCUCCUGAAACUGAAAAGAAGGACAAGAAAAUACAAACUCAUUUUUCUGAGACUCCUAAACCUCAUUCAGAUCCGGACUCUGCAUCUAUUAAUGUAAAAAAACUCUUCUCUCAGAGUGAUAUUCCCAUAAAAACCAGCGUGAUGGAAAGUACAAAAACAUCUCCUCGAGCAUUUCUACAGAGUCCUUUGGUCAGACGAUCCUUGAAGAGCCUUGUUUCAGAUGAAGAAGUAUUUAAAAAAUUAUACAAAGAUUAUCCACAAGCUUCACAAUUAUACGCAAUGACACCAAAACAGAAACCAACUGCAUCAAACCUGAAAGCUCCGAGCUCUGCACUGAAGCUUGCAACUAUGAGAAAAGUGAGAGAGACUGGAUGGACCGCAGUUUCCAAAAUGGACAGGAAGAGAAAAAUUAAAGAUUCUGAAAAACUCUUCUCUUAAAAAAAAAAAAAAAAAAACAACAACAUUACCCUAACACUAUUUGAUUAGGACAACUCAGUGUUCUCUGAGCAUUAGUGCUUUGUUACAUUUUUCUGCCACAUUCAAUAUGUUGAAUACAUUAAUUUCCUUGAUUCAGACAGUCCUUAUAUAACUACAGUCUGCAGAGCAUUUUCAGUGUUUUAUUCAUGUUAUAGAAAGUCUGGAGACAUUUUAAUAUUGAAAUGAGAAUAGUUCAAAGAAAACUGUUGCAAAAAAAUUCUGUUACUAGAAAUGCUGGCUUUAAAGAAAUUCAGUCUUGUUCUUCUAAAUUUACUCUCUCUUUCUUAAUACACAAUUCACAAAGCUAUAUUAUUUAGUAAAUGAAAUGCUGAAGCUGCUAAUGUGCAGCAUUUUUACCCAAAGUUGUCUUACAUUUUCUUCUUGUUGAGUGUUUUGUUGCCAGUAGCUACUUCCUCCUAUGUUAGAAUAGUUUUGAAACUUCCAUAAUUCUAUUUUCAAUAGAAUUAUGAAGGUUUAAGAUCUCUGUGUCAUUAGGAACAAAAUACACACACACAGUUUAAGACUGUAACCGGUGUUAAGAUGUCAUUAAAUUGUUGACCUCGAAGUGUG
Tympanuchus pallidicinctus (lesser prairie-chicken) is the source of this 3374-nucleotide messenger RNA. It is a transcript of the gene SYCP1, whose product is annotated as synaptonemal complex protein 1. Lineage: Eukaryota; Metazoa; Chordata; Aves; Galliformes; Phasianidae. The record is from RefSeq and is a predicted model, not a curated record. Gene Ontology annotation, molecular function: double-stranded DNA binding. Gene Ontology annotation, biological process: lateral element assembly; meiotic DNA repair synthesis; synaptonemal complex assembly. Gene Ontology annotation, cellular component: central element; transverse filament; male germ cell nucleus. Bases 66 to 2765 code for a protein of 899 amino acids. The transcript has 29 exons.